Molecule: messenger RNA, 1518 nt
Organism: Fonsecaea multimorphosa CBS 102226
Lineage: Eukaryota; Fungi; Ascomycota; Eurotiomycetes; Chaetothyriales; Herpotrichiellaceae
Exons: 6
Coding region: 1-1518 (505 amino acids)
Molecular function (GO): oxidoreductase activity
Source: RefSeq, a predicted model, not a curated record
AUGAUUAUAGGAGGAGCCCGUGGGAUAGGACAAGAGUUGACUCGAGGCAUCGCAAAACUCGGAGGUCAUGUUGCGGUGCUGGACAGAGCGAAGGAACCAUCCUUCGACUUAUCAGAGCUGAGACGUGUUUAUGACAUACAAGCCCGGUAUUUUGAGACCGAUGUCACCGACAAGAACAGCCUGGAAGAUGCUUUCAUAAAUGUCAUUAAGGCAUAUGGACAAAUCAAUGGAUGUGUCACAGCAGCCGGAGUCAUGUUCGUCGAAGAUUUCCUCAGCCACGGGUGGGAUGAUGCUGUCAACACCCAAAUGGUCAACGUCAUAGGGACCUUCAAGACGGUCCAACUAACAGCACGGCAGAUGAAAGCCCAAGGCACUGGGGGGAGCAUUGUGAUGGUUUCCUCCGUGGCAUCACAUCAAAGCUCACCAGCUCUGCCUAUAUCUGCAUAUGCCGCGUCCAAAGGCGCAAUCCAAGGACUAAGGCAUGCUCUUGCCGUUGAACUUGGCCCCCUGGAUAUCAGAGUCAAUACAAUAUCUCCGGGAGGAGGAAGCAUUCUCAGGGAACUUUGUGAAGCAUCCACAUGCUCGAUAACAUGUUUUGUCCGCACAGAAGACCAGGUGGUGCAAUUGGCGACGAAAGGCAUCAAUGCCGUGCGGUUCAAUGGCCUCGACGAUCUAGAGAGGCUAGAGGAGGAAGCUCGUGAGUACGAUGUGGUCUUGAAUGCUGCAUCGGCAAGCCAUGCCAAAGCACCGGUGGCCAUCAUCCGAGGCCUGGCCGAGAGGAAGAUCCAAACCGGCCGACUUGUGCACUAUAUUCACACCUCCGGGACGUCGAUAUUGUCGGAUCAGCCUGUGUCGGGCAAGUUCGUAGACACGAAGCGAUACUCUGAUAAUGACGACAUAUAUAACUAUGAGAAGAAACGAGGCCCAUACCGUCAACGGAUCACGGACAUUGCAGUUGUCGAGGCCGGGGAACAAUUCAAAGUGCCCGUGUACAUUGUUGUGCCUCCAACCAUCUAUGGCAAAGGCACGGGUUAUUUCUCGACAAUAUCUCAGCAAGUCCCAUACAUCAUCCGUGAGUCGAUCAAGAGGGGACAAGCUGUCGUGGUUGGCAAAGGAGACGCACACUGGAACCAUGUCCAUAUCUGUGACCUGGUCACCUUCUAUAUGUUGUUGUUGGAAGAGAUCCUCGCAAGCCGCAAGCAAGUCCCCUCGGGAAAGGAAGGCUUCUAUUUCUGUGAGGCUGGCGAGCAUACCUGGCUAGAAUCUUCCCAGAACAUUGCGAAUGCUUUGUACAAGCAGGGUUUGGUUGCCACCACGGCAGUUAAGAGUAUCAGUCUCCAGGAAGCAGCACCAAUUCUGGAGAACGACGAAGACUUGGUCGAGAUUGUUUUGGCCAGCAACUCAAGAUGCAGCGCGGACAAGGGCAGAGGUCUAGGUUGGAAACCCCAAAGAGACAACGCCCAUUUCUACAGCCAUUUCGAGGACGAGGUUGCUAUCGUGGCUCAAGAGUUCAAGUGA